AUGAAAUAAUUUUUAUUCGGAAAUAAUGAAACGUCAAACGUAGAAUCAGUGAGCUUUGGAUUUUUAUAUCAAAACAAAACAUAUUUUUUGAAUCGGUUUUUAGUUUCAUUUUAUUUAACAAAGUAUUGAAGAUAGUUUACUAGCUCAAAAUGCAUUACUAGACACAGUUACAAUGGAUCAUCAACAAUCGGCUGGAAAUUUGGAAACCGCUGAAAAUUAUGCCCGGCAUCGGAAACCCAAAACCGAUCCGCUUUGUUGUCCCAUCUGUGGUGUCACACUACGUUCAAAUGAAAUCGAUCAACACUUUGCACUAGAAGUGGACCGACUGGAUAAAAUAUUGAAGCCUAAAAAGAACGAUUUCAAUGGUCCGUAUAAUGUCACUACCACUGAUAGGGCUUCGCCGGUUGCUGGACCAAGUGGAAGCAAUUACUCAUUCAAAUUGUCGAAUGGGCAUCCAAAUUCUGAGGACAAUACUGAUUCAUCUUUAGUAGCUAGUCCUGAUGAAUGCUGGGGUACUUAUCAAAAAAUUAAAAAUAAUCGACAGGCGAGGUUAAAGAUGAAAUCUCGUAAGCGAAAGCCGGAAGAUAAUGUUUGUCCGGUGUGUAACAAAACUGUUUCUGAAGAAAUCACAGCUCAUGUAGAUGCUUGUCUGCGUAAGUCUGAUGUAAACGGUAAUGGUGUUUCAAGUAGAACACACGAUUCGGACGACGAUGAUGCCAGCAUUGAUGUGGAAGGCGAAUCCUUUGAAGUGUACGAAUGGGCCGGCCAUACGAGAGUCCGAACCACCAAUGUAAUGCAUCAAAGUGGUUCAAUAGCAAGCACUGCGGUUCGUGUUACCAACGCUGAUGACACUGAUGAUGAGCUCAACGUCGACGGUGACGAGACACAGAUUUACGGACCGCCUCAGUACUCGGAACGUGAUGUGAUCUACCCUAUGGCGGAACAUCGUUUCAAGGACUCGUACCUUCGCGGCUUAGUGAUGGCAAAUGAGCCGGUGACAGUGAAACGACCCGAGUCAGAUAAUCCAUGUGAAGGGUCUAGCAGGAACACUACUCAAUUCUCGCAGUCAAAGAGUCAAAUCUCUGCAAAAAUUGAACCGCGACAUAAUGAGAAUACCGAACAGAUAAUAGCAUCACUGAAAUCUAAAAUUCGAGAAUAUGAAGGCUACAUCCAGAACAGACCAAAAUGUUUAAUUUGUAUGGAUGAUUUCAAGAAACCGGUUGUAUCAAUCUGUUGCUGGCAUGUGUACUGCGAGGAAUGUUGGCUCCAUACGCUUGGAGCGAAAAAACUUUGCCCUCAGUGCAGUAUGAUAACUUCGCCAACCGAUUUGCGACGCAUUUAUCUGUAAGAAAAAUGUCGCCGAGCCGGAUAGAUACAUGUGAUUCAUGACUACAGGUUUAUUUUUAAGCCAUUGACUGCAAAGAGCUACAGCAUAACCGUAGCAAAUGCAUUUGAAAUGUCGUUCAAAUAACUGACACGAAUUUUAAUAACUGAAGACAAUAAGGCGCCGAAAACUCCGAAUAACAAAUGGUACAACGUUACCUAACUAAAGCGAUGUUUCUCCAAAUGAUAUAUUUUAACAUUCCGUAUGCCGAAAAAAAGAUACUAGCUUUAAGUUUCACUGUCUUUUAUAAAUCGUCAAGUAUCCAGUAUGGAACUCUUUUACGUUUUAUUAUAAUAAACCUUUUUAUGCACUUA
This is a messenger RNA of Malaya genurostris, 1698 nucleotides long. It is a transcript of the gene RNF220, whose product is annotated as E3 ubiquitin-protein ligase Rnf220. Gene Ontology annotation, biological process: protein ubiquitination. The transcript is spliced from 2 exons. Gene Ontology annotation, molecular function: ubiquitin protein ligase activity; metal ion binding. Lineage: Eukaryota; Metazoa; Arthropoda; Insecta; Diptera; Culicidae. Bases 173 to 1348 code for a protein of 391 amino acids. The record is from RefSeq and is a predicted model, not a curated record.